This is a messenger RNA of Pygoscelis adeliae (Adelie penguin), 675 nucleotides long. RefSeq names its product putative methyltransferase KIAA1456 homolog. Gene Ontology annotation, molecular function: S-adenosylmethionine-dependent methyltransferase activity; tRNA binding. Gene Ontology annotation, cellular component: nucleus; cytoplasm. Gene Ontology annotation, biological process: tRNA wobble uridine modification. Lineage: Eukaryota; Metazoa; Chordata; Aves; Sphenisciformes; Spheniscidae. The record is from RefSeq and is a predicted model, not a curated record.
AUGGAGGAGGAGGCAAGCCAACUCGAGAAGGACCACGUUCAUAGUGUAUAUGAGAAAAUUGCUCUUUAUUUCAAUGGCUACAAGGCAUGGCCAAAGGUGCAGCAGUUCAUUUCAGAGCAGGAACCAGACAGCCUGAUUGCUGAUAUUGGCUGCAGAAAUGGCAAAUACCUUCACAUCUAUUCUAAAGUCUAUAAACUGGGUUGCAACUACUGUUUCCCGUUGGUGGAAUCAGCACGAAAUGAAGGCCAUGAAGUGAUGAUAUGUCAUAGCUUGUAUCUGCCUUACCAAAGUGAGUGCUUUGAUGCUGUCCUGUCCAUUGCUGUGAUGCACCGUUUUUCAAUGGAAGAGAGGUGCAUGCGAGCAAUAAAAGAAAUGGCUCGCAUCUUGAGAGUAGGAGGCCAGAUAAUGAUAUAUGUAUGGGCAAUGGAGCAAAAAAGGAGAAGAUUUGAAAAGCAAGAUGUCUUUAAAGCAGUCAAUGAGCGCGUCCUGACUACGCAGAGAAGACAGCAGACGGGUGCUGGUGGGGCAUGGUUGAGGUACUACUGCGUUUUUAAAGAAGGGGAGUUGGCAGAGCUGAUAGAGCGCCACAUUCCUGAGCUACAUAUUACUCACUCAUACUUUGACCAUGCCAAUUGGUCCGUGAUAGCAGAGAAGACCGAAGUGUGGAAGAUAUAG